UUUGUGCUUAUUUUUUGAUCAAUCUGCUUAAAAAAAGCUUCCCGGUGAAUAUUUCCAACUUAAAAGUAGAUCAACGCUAACCCACGUUAGUACGUAGUCGAAUUCCGUUUCCUGCUAAGUGUCGUCGCAGCACAAUGGUAAAAUUGUGCUGCAUCCCGAUCUGUCCCAAUUCGAAAGCCGACCGAGGGGUCGCUUGCUUUCCGUUCCCUACGGAUGCAGAGCUCCGGAACAGAUGGAUCGAUUUCGUCGGCGGUAAUCCGGACAAGUUCCGCUGGAGGGCCAAGUACAUCUGUGCGGAGCAUUUCAUGCAGCUAGAACUGUUCGAUGCCAAUGGACAGAAGAAGCUUCUCGAGGGGGCUGUCCCAAUGGUGUACUCCCCGGAUGAAGAAAAUGAUGAUGAGCUGAUGGACCGAGAUGACGUGAUGAUAUCGGAGGAGCCGUCGACGUCUUCGGCCAAAAGUAAACCGAGCACGGUGACUUCGGAGAGUGCCAGCGGUGCAGGGGAGGUGAUGGAUGAUUUCCAGCUGCGUUCGCUGUUCUGCCGGAUGUGUCUUAAGAAGGCAGACGGGUUAAUACCGUUCAACUCGAAGCUGCACAAUGCCAACAUGGUAGACAUAAUCUACACGAUUUCUGGGUUGAAAAUCGAAAUCGGUGGCGAGCUACCGAACAAAAUUUGUGCCGUUUGCGUCGGGAAGGCCGAUUUGGCAUUCAACGUCCGGAUGGAAUUUCUGCAUCACGAUCGAAUUCUAAGGAACUUGAGCCAAAGCCAGCAGUUGCUGUGUCAUUAUAGAUCCUACGACAACCAUCGAUACGAAUCGAAAAGCUUGAACGAAGCUUACCUGAGUAGUUUGUUGAGUAACGUAAAACAGGAAGUGAUUGUCGAAGAAUCGGUGCUGGUUUUAAAUUCGAAUGAGAAUGUUGUACAAAUUCAAAAGAUGGAAAAUGCGGGGUCGUUCAAGAACGAACCGGUUCUACCUUCAACGAAAAAUUCAUCGGUGGCAGUUCAAGACGAAAUAGAGAUCGAAGCACUGGAAGAAUUGGAAGAGGAACAUUUGUAUGACGAAGAUGAGUUAAUUUUAACCGAAGCUCAACCAGCUGAGGAUCCCUCACCGAAGAAGAGUGCGCCUUUCGUGGAGCAUGACAACUCUGCCAAUCAAUUAAAGGUUGAGAUUGAAUCGGAUUCGGAAGCAGAGAAAAAUACUGCGCCAAAGUAUGUAUUUUCUUGGAAGGAAUUAUACAAACCGAAACCCUCCGUCAAAACAACGAAUAGAAAAAUCCUUGAAUAUCGCCCCAAACCGAAACUGGUUCCCAACACCUGCUACAUCUGUGACACUGCACAUGACGAUGCCGACGCAUUGGAAGCUCACAUUGAGCAGCACGUUAGCACGCUUCCGUACAAGUGCGAACAAUGUAGCACUGAAGAAGUUCCCCAGGUGCUCAAGUCAUUGGUUGGCCUCAACAAGCAUCUCCAGACUCAUCUGUAUCCAUACCCUUGUGACUACUGUCCGUUGCGGUUUUUGACACAGCAUUCCUACGUUGACCACAUGAAGCGUGUGCACGAAGGCGGCGAAAAGGAUGGCUAUACGUGCGAUUACUGCGGUCAGUUUUUCGAUCGGAAACGGGCGUUCUACAUUCACUUGGCCAAGCACAGGGCCCUUGAGGAAGGAAAAUACAAAUGCGAACAUUGCGGCAAAGUAUUCGGCUGUAGUGCUCUACUCAGGCGACACGUUCGGAUUCACACGGGCGAGAAGCCGUUCGAAUGCAAGAAAUGUGGCAAACGAUUCAACCAUGAAGCCAACUUCCAAAACCACAAACGGCUGCACAUCGGCGAAAAAGCCUACAUCUGCACGGAGUGCAGCAAAAACUUCCACAAUGGCACCACCCUGCGGUACCACAUGGCCGAGCACUUCCCGGAUGAUCCACGUUACCGUGCUCAGCAGUCUGUCUCACGACCCCGCUACAACUCCGACUACGGCAACGUAAAGGUGAGAACGGAUUCCACCGGAAUGAAGCAAUUUAUUUGCGAUUUUGAAAACUGCGACUACGUAACCGAUCUGUAUCGGACGUUCUUCUACCACCGGUCGAUGCAUUUGAAAAAGUUCCAAUGCGAGAUCUGCGAGAAGCGUUUCCCAAUGAAGUGCACCCUGGUCAAACACAUCGAGGUUGCACACGAGGGAAAGAUCCCGGAGAAGAAUCUUCCCUGUCCGUACUGCCAGAAGAUGUUCGGUUGCAAGCAGAAGCUAAGCCUGCACGUGGACAUUCACGAGAACAACCGCCGGCACAAGUGCAAGUUCUGCGACAAAGCUUUUGUGCAGAAGGUUAACUGUGUGGCCCACGAGCGAAUACACACCGGUGAGCGGCCGUACGUGUGCCGAGCAUGUCCGGCUGCGUUCAUCACUUCGUCCGGCCGGAAAAAGCACGAGAAAACGCAUCCCGGGAUGGAACUGUUGCAGGACCCGCAGGAGGAACAGGAGAACGGGUCAAAGGACGACAACAAACCCGACGAGGAGGACUAUGAGGAGUACUGCGAAGAGGACGAAGUCGACGAUGUGGAAGAUGGCGACGAAUUGGUGGAGUAUGCUCCGUUAGGUUAGGUAAGUUUUAUUCCAUCUUGUUUUAAUUGAUAUGACUGUUUCAUCGUGAGGAAUAGUUCUCAGUAAUUCUAUGCUAAGC
Messenger RNA from Ochlerotatus camptorhynchus, 2673 nucleotides. RefSeq names its product zinc finger protein 567-like. Bases 135 to 2594 code for a protein of 819 amino acids. The record is from RefSeq and is a predicted model, not a curated record. The transcript is spliced from 4 exons. Gene Ontology annotation, molecular function: DNA-binding transcription factor activity, RNA polymerase II-specific; zinc ion binding; RNA polymerase II cis-regulatory region sequence-specific DNA binding. Lineage: Eukaryota; Metazoa; Arthropoda; Insecta; Diptera; Culicidae. Gene Ontology annotation, cellular component: nucleus. Gene Ontology annotation, biological process: regulation of DNA-templated transcription.